AAGCUUCAGCUACUUCGUUGGAGAACCAGCGAAAUCACAAAAUUUUAGUAGUAAUAAGCACUUUACACGUAUUGGCUAUCAGUAAUAUGAUUAGUUAAUUAAUUUGCAAUUUGUUUUAUAUAUUAUAUGUGUUGGAUGAGGUUUCCAAAGGGGGCUUCCGCAGGUUUUCCUUUUCCGGUUGCGACUGCUUACCUCGGCUGCUGGUAAGCGACUGAAUUGAUUGUUAUUUCCGCUGACGACUUGACACGCACUUUCAGGUGCAAAAGUGAUCGUGGCAGGACCCGUUGCUAAGGAUUUGUUGAUUUUUCACCUGAAAUCCUUCAGGGCCCAGUGCCUACUGUUUGUUAUUUCCCCUGUGCCAUAAAACGCGUUGUCAAGUUGGUUGCUAAGUAAAUGACCAUUUGUUGCGCCUAAUUCCGUUUAAUGGCUGAAAGCUCGCCGUUUUCAAAUUAAGUUCCUUUGAUUGGCACACUUUGCUUUGAUUGAUUGUGUGCUAAUUGAUUAAGUGUAUAUGCACAUUAGUCAAUGAAUAUUAAUUGUGGCUUAGUAUUGUGUGAAUAUAUCGAAGAGGACGUGAUUUUGCUAUGGAAAUGUAAUUGUAAUGUAAUUGAAAUCUUUUGAAAGUUUGCAAACAAAACGACAAUAAUGUUUACGCAAGUUAUGUCGAUGUACACUCAACUCUUGCAUUUGACCUUUAAUAAAUGCAAAAUUGGGUGUCCAAAUCGAUAGGUAAAUUAUGUACACUUGACUCCUUCAUUUUACCUCCAUUGAAAAAUUAGAUGUCAGAAUACAAUUUGAAUCUGCAACAUGCACCUCACUGAACACGCAAAAGACUAAAAAAGGCAAUCAAGCACCUGUCCGCGAAUGGUUGGGAUAAAUGAUUUCCAAGCACGGCAAGAACUGUUGCUUCAGAAUCGCAACAGUUGGCCAGGGGAAAGCCUCAGGUAACACCAUCCAGGUAAAUCAUUCUUAGUUCCCAUAAUUUGUAACCCCUUGUUAUGGAAACUCGAAGCGCAAGCGCGAUUAACAGGUGGUUGUCAACAAAAAAAGUCACCUGUUGCCACGAUAGCAACAAGGUGCAUAAAUAUGCCUAGAGAGCAACAGAUAAUUGCAUGACUUCCGGGUGUAAAAGUUUUUCCACUUUUCCAUUUCCACCUGAGAUUGAACAAGGCCUAGGUCGCGGAAUGUGUCUCGUGCUUUGGGUGUUGUGUGAUGGGUGAUGGUUCACUGAAAUCCAGACCCCAAAAACCGCACCACGUUUAUGCAAGCAGCCAGCCAAGCCUGAAAAUCAAUAAGCUUAUAAACGGAAGCCAGAGUCGGUGGCUCCAACCAGUUGAUUGGCAACCAUGUGGCAGUUGGCAUUGGGACUGGGUCUACUCCAGCAGCUCAGUGUAGCCAUCGUGGUGGAGCGCAACAUGUUCGCCUACUACAAGGUGCCAGCUGCUCAGUUACUGUUUGCCCAUGACUCUGACCCGGACUUCGACUCCCACUCCCAGGAAAUCAGCACUCUGGAUGGAGGCCAGCUCAGCGAUUUGUACUAUGUACUGCAGUGUCCACCAAAGCUCGAUGGAGGCAUUCCCAAGGCGCGGGACAUGCAAACCUGCAGCGUGGUGGACCAGUACCAAGACAUGUGGAAAAAAAGUCCGAAGAAGCCAAAGCCCAAAAAGCACUUUCACAUGGUCCCAUUCCGGAUAGUUCUGCGUCCAUUAGGACCGCCGGCCAGGAGACGCAGUCUAAAGCGUCGUAAACGCCAGGAAAAAGUUCGCAAAGCGCCGGAUAAUAGAACUCCAGUUGAUCGGGCUGCUUCGAAAGUGAAGAUGGAGGAGGUGACUAGUCCCCUUCAAUUCCUGGGACGCACCCACAAACGGCAGAAGCUUCUGAAGCUGUAUGCUGACCAUCGAAAGUCCAAGCGAGGCACCAGUUCCAAAGCUCUUCAACAUAUGUACCACCGCGAUGAGUCAUACAACGAUCAUAUAUUCUACGACGAGCUUCAGGAAGACGGUGAGUUCCACAAGCUCGGCAAAGAAAAAUCGAAUUAAAUGCAUUUAUUGCAUUAUUGGGAGAUCAGAUAUUGGAUAUCAGAGCGGGCUGAAAUAUUUAACUAAAUAAACUUUGUGGGAUGCAAUAAAAAGCUUCACGUGUAUUGGGGAUUCGGGAUUCUGGGUUCUACAAACCUUAAACAUAAAAACAUAUUAUUAAUAUUGCACUGUAAAGAAAAACAUCAAUAGAUAUGUUGCUAAUAUUGAGAUGUACUAAAAGAUCAAAUGAUAUAUUUGCAGCAUAUUUACAGGUUGUCUUCUCUGAACCCCAACUUUAGUUCAAUCCUACCUAGUUAGGCGGUGGUACUAGGACCGCGACCGAAUGUCUACGUAAGGAAGAAACAUAUCAUCGUAGGCUACGUUCUCGAACACCCUGUUUAGCAGGACAGUGAAGGCUUUGGUGAAGGCUUUGACUAGGCCGGGCUGCAACUCAUUCCAGAACUCCACCCAGUUAUCGUUGAACACCUUGUUCAUGAAAAUGGUUAUGUCCGUGUUUUCCUUGUACAGCCCAUCCAACCAAAUGAUCCAUCUAGAAGUUGGAGUAGAAGGUAAAUCAGGGAUCUCUGGCCAUUUGCCAUCCAAUUACCGAUCCAAGUCGAGGCUGGGCACCAGACUGUAAACCUUUAGGUAGCGCUUGUCAUUCCUGUACUCCACCAACGUCUUGAUGGUCAAGGUAAUCCGGAAGUUCUGAAAGUCGGAUUGCAACGUCCCAGUGGUGUUGUAGGUGAAUAAUAAAAUCCUGCCACUCAUGUCGUAGGUGGCCUCAUGCAGGAGGCGUGGCAAACGGACCUUCAGCACAAUUUGCUUUUCAUUGGGCUCGUACAGGAAGCCCUCGACGUGGGUGAUUGUGGCAUUAUUGAAUCCCUUGUUCACGUUGUUCCGUAUUUGAAAGUCUAUCCAGAUGGGACCGCGACCGGGGGAUUCCAAAAUGAUGGAAUCGGAAAAGUUAUAGGCGUCCAGCGGCGGGAGUCCUAUCUCUGGGAUGCCCUUGGGCUAGUGACGAAUCAAGGCAUUGAUACUUCUGACCAGGCAACUUGAGUCUCCGAAGUGGCACUUCUCAACAUCUUCGGCUGGAAAUGUUUACCUCGGUUAAAAUCAGAUAAACUUGGCACUGGACACCCACGCACGUAAGCUUGCUCCCGAGAUUAUAACUGGAAUGCACCAACACAAGAAAGCCACCAAAAUCAACUUGUCCAUUGCAAUAGCGUAAUUCAACUGACUGUGAAACAAUAAACGCUUCGGUCACGAAAUAGUAAACUGAACUCGAAUGCUUAGAACCUGAUCUAAGGGGAGCUUUUCAACUAUCAACAAUAAAGAAUGUAAUUCUAAUUCAUAGCUGCAACCGGUUUCAAGCAAUAUUCAUCUUUGUCCUUUCAAGUCUCUAAUAAAACAGCUUUAAUAACC
This is a messenger RNA of Drosophila yakuba, 3443 nucleotides long. RefSeq lists its product as uncharacterized. Lineage: Eukaryota; Metazoa; Arthropoda; Insecta; Diptera; Drosophilidae. Bases 1347 to 2039 code for a protein of 230 amino acids. The record is from RefSeq and is a predicted model, not a curated record. The transcript has a single exon.